Molecule: messenger RNA, 1724 nt
Organism: Vitis riparia (riverbank grape)
Lineage: Eukaryota; Viridiplantae; Streptophyta; Magnoliopsida; Vitales; Vitaceae
Product: FBD-associated F-box protein At1g66320-like
Exons: 3
Coding region: 1-1401 (466 amino acids)
Molecular function (GO): protein binding
Source: RefSeq, a predicted model, not a curated record
AUGGCUGAGAUUGAGAAGAAUCCCAAGAAGAUGACCAACAUGUUUGAGAGACUAGAUGAAAGAGAUCUCCACAAUAUACUGAAUGAACUACCAAUGAAAGAUGCCAUUAGAGCUGGGUUCUUAUCCCGUAAAUGGAGAAAUCAAUGGAAAUACCUGGCCAAUGUGGUUUUCAAGCAAUCUACAGGAAAAGAAAUCGAAUCUCUUACCCACUUUAUCUCCCUUCACCGGGGAAAUAAGAUAAAGAAGUUCCAUGUAGAAUUCAAGUAUAGGCCUAACAAGGAAGAUCAAGUGAAUGAAUGGAUGAGUUUUGCUAUUAAGAAGGAGGUUGAAGAUCUGAAACUUGACUUUGAUAUGAAAGGGGACAAUGAUCCAUUGUACAUACUACCCCCAUUCAUUUUCAACUGUGAAUCAUUGGUUUCUUUGUCGCUCAAGGGUUGUGUGUUGGAGUUACCAGAUUAUAUCUAUCUUCCCAAUCUUCAUACUCUUUCUCUCACACGUAUGGAAAUUGGAAGUAGAAAUGGGAGGACAAUCAGAAAGAUCACUUCAAGGGCUCCACUGCUGGAACGAAUGAGCUUGGUUAACUGCAGUAGGUUCCGCAAUUUCAAUAUUGAUGCCUCUGAAAGUCCAAACUUGAAAGAGCUGGCUAUCAUAGAGACCAAGGUUGAUCUUGCUAGAUCCACUGGAAUGGAUAUCUGUGCACCAAGUGUUGAAAAAUUGGUCUUCUUAUAUGCUUCACCCAGGAGAGCAUAUCAUGUAAAGGAUGUAUCAAACUGCCUUGAGUUUACCUUUGCUCUAUCCGACCAGCCCCAUGAGUAUUUGUGGAAGGAAGUGGGAGAGGAGUUGUUGUCGUUGAGAUAUCAUGUUGUAUUACUCAAUCUUCUUCCACAUUUUCAACACGUCAGAGUUCUCAGAAUCUGCAAUUGGUGUGUUCAGAGUCUUUAUAAAGCUGAGGUCUAUGAUAAGACGAGGAGCAGGGUAUCCCUCUCUUGUACCAACCUGGAAAUAAAUACAUCAUUUCAGAGGUGGGAACUACCGGGAGUCACCUACAUGCUCAAAGCUUGCUCUGCCAUCGAGGAUCUGUGCUUUGUUAUGGCCCCAAAACAGAGUCAGAUCCCCCAACUGUUUCUGAAGCCAGAUGAUUUUGAAGAAAGAAUAUAUUGGAGAAACGAAGCGAAGUCUUUGGUGAUGGCCCACUUGCAGAACCUCAAAAUUAUGACAUUCAAAUUGCCUGGAGAGCGUUAUCACAGUUGGAAACUUUGGCCUCUGGACUUACGCACCUUCUUUAUGGGAAGAGAGAAUGGAGUUGAACUACUGGCAGCUCUUAAGCACAGCUCCAACAAUCAAUUACGCGUUGUUUUGUCCACUGAUAAACAGCAUCGACGUUUUCUUAUUAGGCAGUAAAGGGUUAAUCCUAGAUCCUUAUAGAACAAUUCUGGAGCAAGGUUGCAGUCAGCAACACAGUUAUUUCAUCCAUUGAAGACAAUUUUGAAAGAACAAAAUCUCGAACGUCCAGAGUAAAAUCUUCAUCCAAAAGGAUACUUGUGUGAUUUGAUAUCAAAAUGCAGAAUUUGAAUGCCACACCCCUAAUGUAAGUAUUUGAUCCCACACCCUACACUAAGUGCAAUCAUACAUAGGGGUCUCAUUUUGAUCCUUUUAUGUAAAAUCGAACAAAUCCUACCAUACUAAGACAAUGAACCGUUGUGCCCAAGCCUGAAGAUAUAUGU